UUGUCAUCCACACCGUCCCAUACCGACAGACCGACCGACCGAGGACGGCAAGAAACCUCGGAGAAAGCUUUCUUGCAAGCCGCGGCGACGAAUCAUGGGUGUUCUUGGUGCCCUUGCCAGGCAUUUGGAUUCCCUUGUUGGGCCAGGAAUCAUGCUGCUUUAUCCGCUAUAUGCGUCGAUGCGCGCAAUCGAGAGCCCUUCUUCCCUGGAUGAUCAGCAAUGGCUUACCUAUUGGGUGCUGUACUCCCUGAUCACCCUCUUUGAGCUCUCAUGCUGGAAGGCUCUGCAGUGGCUCCCUCUGUGGCCAUACAUGAAGCUCCUCUUCUGCUGCUGGCUGGUGCUGCCGAUCUUCAACGGCGCGGCCUACAUCUACGAGACGCAUGUCCGGCGCUACUUCAAGAUCGGCCAGUACGUGAGCCCCGGCUACAGCGAGAGGCAGAGGAAGGUGCUGCAGAUGAUGAGCCUCGACGCGCGCAAGUCCGUCGAGCGCUUCAUCGAGACGCACGGGCCCGGCGCUCUGGAGAAGAUCAUCCAAGCCGCUGAACAGGAAGCCAAGAGAGCCUAGGUUUAUGUAGCUCGUGGUGAGGUGAAAGGCAUUCUUUCAACCGGGAGAAGAGAAACGAGUGGAAAUGGAAAUGGCUGCCGUGUGUUGUGAUCAAUAUGCUUCAGCGGCUGUUAUCCUUGUGCCGUGUGCGUGUGUUUGAUCUGUUGGUUGGGCUUGGCAAGAUACCUUGCUGUACAUAAGAGAUGAUGAAUGAAACAUUCAAGGCUGCACAUGUGAAA
Triticum dicoccoides is the source of this 783-nucleotide messenger RNA. Its product is annotated as HVA22-like protein f. The record is from RefSeq and is a predicted model, not a curated record. NCBI's taxonomy places the organism in Eukaryota, Viridiplantae, Streptophyta, Magnoliopsida, Poales, Poaceae. Bases 95 to 565 code for a protein of 156 amino acids. The transcript has 5 exons.